This is a messenger RNA of Nematolebias whitei (Rio pearlfish), 1189 nucleotides long. Its product is annotated as homeobox protein Hox-A10. Gene Ontology annotation, biological process: regulation of transcription by RNA polymerase II. Bases 30 to 1124 code for a protein of 364 amino acids. Gene Ontology annotation, cellular component: nucleus. Gene Ontology annotation, molecular function: RNA polymerase II cis-regulatory region sequence-specific DNA binding; DNA-binding transcription factor activity, RNA polymerase II-specific. Lineage: Eukaryota; Metazoa; Chordata; Actinopteri; Cyprinodontiformes; Rivulidae. The transcript has 2 exons. The record is from RefSeq and is a predicted model, not a curated record.
AAUCAUAUCCAGCAUGUUUUGCACAAGAAAUGUCAGCCAGAAAGGGCUACCUUCUCCCUUCGCCAAAAUACACCACAAUAAUGUCAUGUUCGGACAGCCCGUCAGGAAACGCGUUUUUAGUAGAUUCUCUGAUCAGUGGCCGCAGCGAGGGCGGUGGAGGUCAUUACGCUGGGAGCGCGGUGUGCGUGCCCCACAGCACUGCUGCAGAAGUGCCUUAUGGACUACACAACUAUGGAUACUUCCCAGGUGUGGCUAAACGGAGCGAGGUGGGUCACCAAAACAUGGUUACCGCGUCGGGCGCGUAUAUGUCCAGCAUGGAAAUGUGGAUGGACGCGCAGAGGUCAUGUCGGAUGGAACAAGAGCACUCAGCGGGUCCCCAUGUCGCACCGUGCACGUUCCCGCAGAAUAUCAAGGAAGAGAGCACCUACUGCCUGUACGAGCAGCCCAAGUGCCCCAAAGCGUCCACGGCCGAAGACCUCACAUAUUCAAGAUUGACUUCCGCCUGCACAGCUCCGGAUGGCGGCGGGGGUUCAGUGCCUGUGCCGGGCUACUUCCGCUUGUCUCAGACGCACGCGCAUUCUCAUAAACUUUACAACACCAACGGACCCCAGUCGAACCCUUCUCAUUCCCAUUUUGGCUUGCACCCCACUGAUGUCGCUCGCUUCCACACCCCACCAACCCCAGCCUCUGCUCCAGCAGCCGCGGCGCCGGAGGGGAAGGACGCGGAGCAGGGAGAGCCAGUGUCCGCGGGAAACCUGCAGCCUCACGCCACGUCGGGCGCCGAAGAGGCGCGUGACUCCUCGGAUGGAGAAAUCUCCUCGGCGGAGGAAACAGAAGAAAAUGAGAAGGAGAGAGCAGAAAAGACGAAUAAAGGUAAUCCCAAUAACCCGGUGUCAAACUGGCUCCACGCGAGCGCCACGAGAAAAAAGCGCUGCCCCUACACCAAGCACCAGAUCCUGGAGCUGGAGAAGGAGUUCCUCUUCAACACCUACCUGACCCGGGACCGCAGGUACGAGGUGGCCAGGCUGCUGAACCUCACGGAGAGACAGGUUAAAAUCUGGUUCCAGAACCGCAGGAUGAAGAUGAAGAAGUUUAACAAAGACGGCGCACCGAAAGACGAGUAACGUGACGCGCCAAACUCUGCUGGACCUUCUUUAUAAACUCCGCCGUCUUAUUGUUCUAUGAAACA